This is a messenger RNA of Brachypodium distachyon (stiff brome), 3554 nucleotides long. Its product is annotated as chloride channel protein CLC-e. Gene Ontology annotation, biological process: transmembrane transport; chloride transport. Gene Ontology annotation, cellular component: chloroplast thylakoid membrane. NCBI's taxonomy places the organism in Eukaryota, Viridiplantae, Streptophyta, Magnoliopsida, Poales, Poaceae. Gene Ontology annotation, molecular function: voltage-gated chloride channel activity. The record is from RefSeq and is a predicted model, not a curated record. Bases 255 to 2384 code for a protein of 709 amino acids. The transcript has 7 exons.
AUCGAGAGUCGAGGCUCGAGAAGAAGGAACAGGAUUAUCGAACACGUCGCAAAUUCUUAUCCACCUGACUCCCGGAGGAAACUAACCAGGAUAAACGGGCUUCCUCCGUCCGGAAAGACCAAAGUCUCCUCUAGCGUCCAUAGCAGAUUAGCAGUGCAGCCUCGAGCAGUCGAGCUCCAUUCCCCCGACCAGAAUAGCGUAAGAAGCACCACGAGAGAUGAGAUAAUUAGUCACCAAUCCCGCAAUUCGAGUCCAUGGCGCCAUCAGCGACCCCAUGCUCCCUCCGUCUCUUACUCGCCUCGUCUGCUUCUCCGCCGCCUCUCUUCUGCGCCGCCUCGGUCCGUCCCUUGCUGACCGGUAAUCGCGGUGGCCGCGUGCACCUUCGGAUUCGAUGCGGAGCGGCGGACGAGGAGACCGGCGCUCGGAGGGGGGAGCAGGUGAAGGCGUCGGUGGAGGAGAUGGCGCCCGGACGCGACCUCGUCACGCUCGCCGCCUGCCUCGUCGGCCUCCUCACUGGCGUCUCCGUCGUCCUCUUCAACCUGUCGGUUCAUGAAAUACGGGACCUGCUUUGGGAUGGCAUACCGCUACGAGGCGCUUCAUGGCUGAGGGAGGAACCAACUGGUGAAAUUUGGCAGAGAGUGAUCUUUGUUCCAGUUAGUGGAGGCAUCAUAGUUGGAGGGUUGAAUGCACUAAGAAAUUCUAUCAAAAGCAACUCAGAUGGGACUGUAUCUAGGAUAAUGGGUGUGUUUAGGCCAUUCUUGAAAGCUGCGGCGGCAUCUUUCACACUUGGAACUGGCAACUCGUUGGGGCCUGAGGGACCUAGUGUAGAGAUAGGUUCUGCUAUAGCGAAAGGAUUUGGAAACGUAUUCAGAUGGGAAGACGGGAAAACAAUGUCUCUUGUGGCUGCAGGAUCAGCAGCUGGUAUUGCAUCGGGUUUUAAUGCUGCUGUUGCUGGGUGCUUUUUUGCGGUGGAAUCUGUUUUGUGGCCUUCAUCUGUGAAUUCUUCAUCCCUUUCCAACUCAACACCAAUGGUGAUACUCAGUGCAGUGAUAGCGUCUGUUGUUUCAGAGAUUGGUCUUGGUUCUGAUCCUGCUUUCACUGUUCCUGAAUAUGAUUUUCGCUCCCCAACAGAACUUCCACUGUAUCUUUUGCUGGGCGUCUUCUGUGGCUUGGUGUCAAUCACACUAUCUAGGUGUACAGCACUAACUAUGGACAUAGUUGAAAAUUUACAAAAGACAGCAGGAUUGCCGAUGGCUGCAUCCCCUGCCUUGGGUGGCCUUAUUGUUGGUCUUCUAGCUCUUAUAUACCCUGAAGUUCUGUACUGGGGCUUUGAAAAUGUUGAUAUUUUGCUGGAAUCACGGCCAUUUACAAGUGGUCUCUCAGCAACUGUAUUGGUUCAGCUCAUUGGAGUAAAAAUACUGGCGACAUCUUUGUGCAGGGCUUUUGGAUUGGUUGGAGGUUAUUAUGCACCAUCCCUUUUUAUUGGUGCAGCUACAGGCAUGGCAUAUGGCAAGUUCAUGAGAUUCACAUUUACUGGCCCUGAAUCACUGUUCCAUGUCCCAUUCCUGGACGUGGCAUCACCUCAAGCAUAUGGCCUGGUAGGUAUGGCAGCUACACUUGCUGGUGUGUGCAAAGUGCCUCUGACAUCUGUCCUCCUACUGUUUGAGCUUACACAGGACUAUCGUAUAGUUCUACCUUUGCUUGGUGCUGUUGGAUUAUCAUCCUGGAUUGCUUCUCCUCAAAGGUUCUCUAAGAGCAGUAAGGGUAAGCUGGAUUCUUUGGAGGAGAAAACAAGUACUGUUCAACAGACAAAAAGUGUGCCCUCCCAAACCCAACAAGUCAAUUCCCUGGAUAGUGUUGAUGCUACCGCAGAAUUAUGUAAACUUGAAAGCUCACUCUGUCUCUACAAUGUCAGAGAUGAGAACAUAUUGGAAAAUCUUACUGUGGCAGAGGCUAUGAAAACUAGAUAUAUUUCUGUCUCAUUGACAACUCCGAUAAUUGAGGCACUAAAUCUUAUGUUUGUGGAGAAGCAACCAUUUGUUGUGAUAAUUGAGAGCAACAAAUCUCUAGUAGGAUUGCUAACACUCAAAGAUUUCCAAGAUUUCUGCGGAACUGUAAAAAUCACCAAGGCGCAAACUGAGGUACAUGAACAUCUGGUAUCUCAUGUUUGUGGAGUCAUUAAGUGUAAAAUGUGUUCUGUUACACCUCAGAUGCCACUUGCUACUGCUGAAAAGAUUAUGGAUUCCCAUGGAGUUGACCAACUUCCUGUAAUUUCUGCUAAUCAUCAGGAUGGAGGACCCUUGAUUGGUUUUAUAGAUAGAGAAUGCAUCACCAUUGCUCGAAGAGCUUCGGCAGCAAAAGAUUUUUUUAAGUUUCAAAUCUGAGAUCAGACAGGAAGAGAGAUGAUGCAGAUUCACUCAGUAAUUCCCGUGAUAUUCGCAGCACUGAAAUUUCUCUUGCAGCCUGAGAGUUGAUCAGGUUCAUUUCGGCGUAUAAGAUAAAGCUGGUCAACAUGUCCAGAAUCAUACUUGACCAGGUUAGUUUGGUAACUUAAGAAUGUGAUUCAGAAUGUGGAAAUCCUGGGUUAAGGGCCUUCCAUUUUCACCAAGAUACCCGCCUGCGUCUUGCAUGUGCAUUCAGAAGUGCAUUGCUGCGUUUUUUAAUUGUCAGAAGAGUCAAGAACAUGCUACAGGUUUUCUAAUAAUUAUAUCGCAGCAACUUGUCUCUGCCUUGUAUAUACAACUGCUCUCUUCGUUUGCAAAACAAAAUAGGUCAGUGAGGGGAUUAGUGCUUUGGCAUAUGAGUGUGCAUACAAUGCAGUACUCCCUCCUUUCCAAAUAUAAGGAUACAUAAUUAUGCGUGCAGUCAACGCUCUAAAACUUUGACUAUAAUUUUGACUUAUAUGUUUAUAAAGUUAGUAAAAAAAAUAUGGCAUGCAAGUAUUUUGCAAGACAAAUACAAUGAUAUUAUUCUCAGUGCUUAAUUCAUAUACUUUGUCAUAUAAUAGUGGUCAAAGUUUUAGAAGGUUGACUGCACGUAUAAUUAUGUGUCUUGUAUUUUAGAAAGGAUGGAGAAUCUUUCAUUGACAGACUUUGAAAAGAUUGGCAACAAGAUCUGGGCCGGGCUUGCAUGCUCUCAGGACCCAGGAGCUUACGUGCAGUGAGCUGCUAGUUCACCUUUUGAAAUGUCUAGCGUUAGAAAACAAAUAUUUACAAUGUUCUCACAACAUGCGUCUACUGUCAUGUAAAAUUGUAGGUCAAAAUCCAAGCAGCAUAUCAAGUACUGAAAAAGACAGGUCUGCUUAUGUGGCAAAGAAUUCCUCUACCUUAUGAUAGUUAGAGCUACUUACCAGGGCUUCCAUUCAAAGCUUAUCACACUCUCCUUCCGACCCUCGAGCACCGGUCCAAGUUAUUAGCUAUGAAUGAAUAGUGUGAUAGUGAUAUUUAGUAUUAUUCACAUGUGUCUUCGUCAUUAUAGUUGUUUGAUCUCUCGGUUGAAUUUUCACGUAAAUUUGAUGGUAUGGAUAAAUGUUGCUGGAAAGAUCAGGUUAUGCC